Entrophospora candida is the source of this 1719-nucleotide messenger RNA. NCBI's taxonomy places the organism in Eukaryota, Fungi, Glomeromycota, Glomeromycetes, Entrophosporales, Entrophosporaceae. The record is from the annotation of a GenBank genome assembly.
AUGCCGCGUAUUGCAAAAGCAUCUCAACCAAAUGGUGUUGACAGCACUACAGAUUCGAUUGCUUCUAGAACCAGAAACAGACUCAAAACAUCUUCUCCCGCAAGUACAAGUAAGUCUGCUAAUAGCAACACUACUAAUAAAACAACUACUCCUGCAACUCCAAUUACCACUCCAACACAAAAAAGAAAACCAAAAUCCCAGGUGACUUUAGAUGUUGAUACUGUUGGAUCUUCAAAACUUGUUGCUACAACUACUACCAUUACUACUCCAAAUAAAAAAACCCCAAAAUCCCAGGUGACGAGGGAUGUUGAUACCGUUGGAUCUUCAAAACUUGUUGCCACAACCACUACUACUACAAAUAAAAAACAACCAAAAUCCCAGGUGACGAGGGAUGUUGAUACCGUUGGAUCUUCAAAACUUGUGACGAUGGAUGUUGAUACCGUUGGAUCUUCAAAGCUUGUUGCUACAACUACCACCACUACUGAUUCAUCCACUCAAAACAAAAGAAAGCUUGUUGCCACAACUACUGAUCCAUCCACUCCAAACAAAAGAAAAUCUGUUGCCACAACUACCACCACUACUGAUCAAUCCACUCCAAAUGAAAAAAAACCCAAAUCCCAGGUGACGAUAGAUGUUGAUAUCGUUGGAUCUUCAAAGCCUGUUGCUACAACUACCACCACUACUGAUCCAUCCACUCAAAACAAAAGAAAGCUUGUUGCCACAACUACUGAUCCAUCCACUCCAAACAAAAGAAAAUCUGUUGCCACAACUACCACCACUACUGAUCAAUCCACUCCAAAUGAAAAAAACCCCAAAUCCCAGGUGACGAUAGAUGUUGAUAUCGUUGGAUCUUCAAAACUUGUCGCUACAACCGCCACCACCACUGCUCCAUCCACUCAAAACAAAAGAAAACUUGUUGCUGCAACAACAACUACAACUGCUCCACCCACUCCAAACGAAGGAAAAUCUGUUGCUACAACUACCACCACCACUACUUCAUCCACUCCAAACAAAAGAACCUCCAAAUCCCAGGUAACGAUGGAUGUUGAUACCACUACUGCUCCAUCCACUCCAAACAAAAGAAAAUCAAAGUCCCAGGCGACAAUGGAUGUUGACACCGUUGAAUCUUCAAAACUUAUAAAACCAAAAUCCCAAGUAACAAUGGAUAUUGAUCCUCCAGAACCUGUUGCUUCCAAUACUCCGCCCAUUCAAUCUCUGGAGAUGAUGGAUGUUGAUACUACUGAACCUGUUGCUUCCAAUACUCCGCCCAUUCAAUCUCAGGAGAUGAUGGAUGUUGAUACUACUGAACCUUCAAAAUCUCUUAGCAAAGAAGAAAAAAGAGUGAUGGUUGAUUUAGGUGAUGCUGAUAUUCCUGAUGGAGAAAAGGAUGCCGCUGUCUCUGAUAGUAUUGAUGAAACAAUUUUUAAAAGAAUGAAUCCUAUUUCAUUCCUCAAUUUACUUUAUUAUCGAACCAGGUCUCAAAAAAAUCAAAGACGACCAUAUUAUCGUUGGGAAAUUGAUGAAGAUAGAUUAUGGAAUUGUAAGCUCAAUUAUCUUGAUAAAACAUGGGUGUCUUGCAAAAGUAAAGAUCGGAGAUCGGCGAAAUUCAAUGUAGCAUCACAAGCUACAUUAGAAAUUUAUUCAAAUACACCUGAUGUUAGUAAUGAAAUCAAGAAAAUUUUGCUUAGGAUGACAGAGAAUCAUAUAGUCUUGUUUUAA